AUGUCAAGUGGCCAAGCACCAAAUAGACGUGGAAACAUCAAGCGACCAGAUGUGGGCGUUCGUGACAAGAAAUUGGAGGUAUUGAACGCACAAUUGAAGAAGAUUGAUACCGAGGUCCAAGCGAUCAGAAAGCAGAUCGAUCAAAACCAGGUGUCAUCUGGCGCUCAAGAUGAACGCUCUAAGUUGCAACAGCAGCUUCGCGACAUAAUUAAGACCCAGAGUGACUUGAAGUCGCGUAGACAGGCUAUUCAUGACAAGAUCAAAGAGCUAGACAACGCGCUGAAGCGUAAGAAGGGCGAGAUCGCAGCUAAGGUCGGCAGCAAGGCGCAGUACCAAUCAGUUGACGACAUCAAGGCACGUCUUUCUGAGAUUGACAGAGACAUCUCAUCUGGUGACUUGUCGCUUGUUCAGGAAAAGCUGCUUGUUAAAGAAAUGCAAGCUUUGAACAAGCUUACAAGAGACUUCCAGGCUGUGGAGCCCGUUAAGAAGUCCAUGGAUAAGGACCGUGAAACCAUUAACGCCCUUAAGCAGGAGCUAAACGAGCUCAACCCAAGAGAGGUGUCUGCCAAGUUUGAAGCUACGCAGAAGAAGUUGAAUGACUUGCAGGGCAAGAAUCAAGUUGUGUACGACAAACGUCAAACCCUCUUCAACAAGCGUUCCGCCUUGUACAAGAAGCGUGAUGAGGUUUACGCUCAGAUUACACAGAUCAGGUCUGAUUUUGACAAUGAGUUCCAAGCUUUCAGAAGCAAACUAGAAAAGGAGCGUUUAAAGCGCGAAGAGGAACAAAAGUUGUCCAAGCUUUUGGAGGAAAAGGACAACGCUAUGGGCAAAUUGCAAGAGAAACUAACCCAUGCACGUCAACCUGCCUUCACAUUUGAAAUCGAGGCCAUCGAGAAUGUCUUGUGUGUUUUGGAUCCUACUUACGUCAAGCCCGCCAAGCACGUGCUAGAUGUUCCAGCAACUGCUUCCACUCCAAAGGCCCAAAUCAGAAAAGUUGAAGCCGACGACUUGGUUCCUAUUGUCAAGGAGAAGGAGGAGUUCUUCUCAACCACUCCAAAGUCCAAGAAGAACAAAAAGAAGAACGCAUCUUCUGCCUCUGCUGCCUCUAGCAAGUUUUCUUUGGAGCCAACCAUGAUUGCCACCUUGGCCGAACUUGACGUUACCGUGCCAUUAGGUAAGGAGGACGUUCCAAAGACCGUUGAGCAAUUGAAGGCUAAACAUGAAGAAUUCCUCUCCAAGCAAGACGAGCAAACUGAAAAGAACAUUGCUGCUGCUGAAGAAGAUUUGAAGAAAUUGGAACUGGAAUAUGCUCAAAAGGAGGAACAGGUCAAGAAGGAACUUGAAGAGAAGAGAAUCAAGGAUCAACAAGAACAAGAACAAGAUGAAAAUUAA
This is a messenger RNA of Lachancea fermentati, 1392 nucleotides long. Lineage: Eukaryota; Fungi; Ascomycota; Saccharomycetes; Saccharomycetales; Saccharomycetaceae. The record is from the annotation of a GenBank genome assembly.